CAUUUUUCAUUUUUGCUCACUUGGUCAUGAAAACGUUUUUCUCGUCUAUAUUAGAUAUUCAAUACUUGUUUAAUUUAAUACACAUCGGUUAUGAGUUUUGUGUAGUCUAUCAAAACCUACCAACGACUAAUCAGUGGUUGAUUAACAUUAAAAACCGCUUCAAUUGAUUUUUUAUUCAUGUUGAUAAUUCGACAAUGAAAUAUAAUAUUAUAACUCUACUUACUAGUUCACUCAUUUUUUCAUCAAUAAUUCGAGACUCUCAGACCAAGCGUUUAAUGACAAGAGAGGAAAUGAUUCAGUCACCAUUUCACCCAGAAAUGUUCAACGGGAUUUGGUAUUCAGAUACUGGGAUAGUUUAUAAUGAUCAACAAGUGCUGAAAUUAAUGGAUGUAACUACUAAACAAAGCGUGGUUCUAGGGGAUGGAACUUACCUGAAGACUUAUCAAACUUCAAGCUUCCUUUUAACGAGUGAUAAUCAAUGGAUUCUCCUUCAACAUGAUUGUAAGAGUGUCUAUCGAUAUUCUAAUUUGUGUAACUACACAAUUGUCGAGAUAAAAAGUGGUACACCUUACAAAGUGGCUGGCGGCAAAAAACUUCAACUAUUCAGAUGGAUACCUAACAGCCAUUCAUUUGUUUACGUGAUGGACAACGAUGUCUACUUCCAAGAAAAUCCGUCUGAAUGGGGCUCUAUAAGGUUGACCUCUGAUGGAGUUCCAGGCGUCAUUUUCAAUGGUAUUGGCGACUGGGUCUAUGAAGAGGAGGUACUCCGCAAGUCUAGAGCCAUGUGUUUUUCACCUGGAGGAACAAAAUUCGCUUAUCUUCGUUAUGAUGACUCCAAUGUCGCGGAAGUGCAUUAUCCAGAGUAUGGUUCACCAGGAAGUUUGAAAACGCAGUACGUGAAAGAUAAAACAAUGCGAUAUCCAAAGGUAGGAACUCCCAAUCCAAAAGCUAGCGUGCACUUGAUUGAUUUGAAAACAAGGAAAGCAAUAGAGAUUGAUGGCAUACGUGCACCACUUGAUCUUGUGACAGACGACUACAUUCUUGCAAGAGUAGCCUGGGUAGAUGAUGAUAAUGUAGUGGCUGCCUGGACUAAUAGAGCGCAGACUAUAGCGGUGUCUAUGAUAUGUAAAAUUAGCACAGCAGAAUGUCACAAGAUUUUGGAAACUAGGCAGGACGACGGCUGGGUUGAAUAUCCAAUAUUCUUCUUCAAGAGCGUGAAGUUUUUCGUAACUCUUCUGCCUCAGCCUCAAGGUGAUGCCGGCACAUUUCAACAUCUGACCGUUGUUUCGAGUGCGGGUCAAAGAGCACUUACCACCGGCAAACGAGUUGUCUAUUCUAUUGUCGAUUAUGAUACCACCAAUUCAUUGAUCUACUACUUGGCUACUGACGAAACCAAUCCUACAAGACUACAACUCUACGUAAUCCCUGACAAUAGUUCAACGGCUGAGAAAUGUCUUUCGUGCAAUAUUUGCGGAACCGCUGAAGCAGCAAUGAGUCUCCAAAAAUCGUAUUUCAUACUGUAUUGUUUUGGGCCUGAUCCUCCUUCUUUUUAUGUUUAUUCGAGUAAAGGGGAGUUGAUUACUACAUUAAAAACCAAUUCGAAUUUGGAGAAGAGGCUGGAAGAAAUAUACCAGCCGUCCAAAGUUAACGAUGAGAUCAGUACAGGCGAUGGAAUGACAGCUCGUGUUCGACUAAUCCUGCCUAGUAGUUUCAUCAGUAACAAAAAGUAUCCUCUUCUUCUUAGCAUAGGUGACGAACCAGAUGGAACACAAUUCGACGACAAAUACUAUGCUCCAGAUUUCGACAGCUAUAUGGCAACAGUUAAAAAUGUUAUUGUAGGUCAUAUUGAUGCAAAAGGUUCAGGAAGAAGAGGGAAUAAAUUAAAAUUUGCGAUUUAUAAAAGAUUUGGGGGACCUGAAAUCGAUGACAUCAUAUAUUUGACAAAGAAAUUGAUUGAAAAAUACGUGUAUAUUGAUGCAAAUCACAUAGGCAUCUGGGGCUCCUUGUAUGGAGGAUACGCUACAGCUAUGGUUCUUGCCAAAGAUAGAGAAAACAUCUUCAAAUGUGGAAUUUCAGUAGCUCCUAGAACCUGUUGGUCAUUUCAUGAUAGUAUCUACACAGAGCGAUACAUGGGUUCAUUGAGCGAUAACAAAGCCGGCUACAAUAACUCUGACGUAACCAAGCUUGUUGAGGGACUCAGAGGGAAAACUUUUCUACUAGUUCAUGGUACAAGUGAUGACAAUACUCACUAUCAACACACUGCAGCACUCGCUCGAUCUCUACAGACUAAUAAUAUCCCGUAUCAGAUGAUGAGUUAUAUCGAUGAGUCAUUUUCUCUUCAUCGUUACUCCUCUUUUAAUAUCCAACGGCAUCACAUGACUAACAUGGAAAAUUUCUGGAAUAACUGUUUUAGUCUGGAUUCAACAUAAAUAUUUAUGAAUGUUGACUGACUCCUAUCGAGCACUGGGAGUUUCAGUGAGGGCUCAUUCAACACUCAACUGCACUAUUCAGCUGAUUGUAAUCUCUAUUCAAUUUAAUCUUGAAAAGAAGAUAUCUGACAAGUUGUAAACAGAUAACUAGUCUGAAGAUAAUAGAAUUGAUUUAUGAAUAAUUAUUGUAUUUUUGUGAAUAGUAAAUAUGGAUUAUAAGUAAAGUAACCUUCAUUCUGGAUUCUCAA
Nilaparvata lugens (brown planthopper) is the source of this 2677-nucleotide messenger RNA. RefSeq names its product venom dipeptidyl peptidase 4. NCBI's taxonomy places the organism in Eukaryota, Metazoa, Arthropoda, Insecta, Hemiptera, Delphacidae. Gene Ontology annotation, biological process: proteolysis. The transcript has 15 exons. Gene Ontology annotation, molecular function: serine-type peptidase activity; dipeptidyl-peptidase activity. The record is from RefSeq and is a predicted model, not a curated record. The coding region runs from base 195 to 2429 and encodes 744 amino acids.